Paramisgurnus dabryanus is the source of this 6236-nucleotide messenger RNA. RefSeq lists its product as uncharacterized. The record is from RefSeq and is a predicted model, not a curated record. Lineage: Eukaryota; Metazoa; Chordata; Actinopteri; Cypriniformes; Cobitidae. Gene Ontology annotation, biological process: regulation of gene expression. Gene Ontology annotation, cellular component: nucleus.
GAAAAGCGUCAAAAAACAAGAGAAGAAGAAGAAAUGAGAAAAAGCGCAGUGUUGUUUUUGUGCUCUUCAUCAUUUAUCUGAUUAAUGUUUGUUAUCUCUUUCAGCUGGAGUCUUACAAUGUCUGCAUCGAAGAGGAAUUACAAAUGUUUUGUUUUGGGAUGUACCAAUGAACAUCAGAGUCUCCAUAGACUGCCACAAUCUGAGUCACUGAGGACGUUGUGGUUGGAUUUCAUUUUUUAUGGAAAUGUCCCAAAGAGAGUACCUAGAAUGUUACACGUUUGCGCCAAUCAUUUUACACCAGACUGCUUCAAAAACGAGAGUCAGUUCAACACUGGAUUUUCAACCAGCUGGAUUCUAAAAAAUGAGUCAAUACCAACGCUUCAUUCUCAAACCUUAAAAUCAGAACAAGAUGUAUCUGGUGUCUCUGUCAGUGGCUUCACUGAUCAAACAUCUACAGAUAUUCUGGUUUCUGUCUGUAAUGGAGAAGAAGAGAAGACAUCAGUAAAUUUGCUGGACUGUGGGAUGGAGCUGAAACAAGAAGUCAAAGAAGAAGAACAGACAGAUGAAGGGCAUUUGAUUCAUUCAGACCUGAUGAUGGUGAAGUUGGAAAGUUUUCAAUCAAAUAACCUAGAGGAGAAACCUCAUCAUUUUAAACCUGGAGAAGAAUCUCUGAGCUGCUUAAAGACUGAGAUUUUGUCAGACAACGAUGCUUGUACGUGCUCACUGUGUGGUAAAAUCUUCAAUGGUCAGUCUGAGCUUAAUGCGCACAUGCAAAUUCACACUGGAGAAAAGCCUAACAGAUGCAAUGAAUGUGGAAAGAGCUUCACUUAUAAGUCUAGGCUUGUGACACACAAGAGAAUUCACACUGGAGAAAGACCUUACGGUUGUGACCAGUGUGGACAGACCUUCACUUGUAAGUACAGCCUUGAUGUUCACAUGAGAAUUCACACUGGAGAAAAGCCUUACACAUGUGAUGAAUGUGGAAAGAGCUUCACUUAUAAGUCCCACCUUACUGUCCACAGGAGAAUUCACACUGGAGAAAAGCCUUACAGUUGUGACCUGUGUGAACAUACCUUCAACUAUAAGUCCAACCUUACUUCGCACAUGAGAAUUCACACUGGAGAAAAGCCUUACAGUUGUGACCAGUGUGGACAGAGAUUCAUUUCUAAGUCCAAGCUUGAUACUCACAGGAUAAUUCAUACUCAAUUAAAGACUUACAGUUGCGACCAGUGUGGACAGACCUUCACUAAUAUGUCCCACUUUACUGUGCACAGGAGAAUUCACACUGGAAAAAAGCCUUACAGUUGUGACCAGUGUGAACAGACUUUCGCGCAACAGUCCAGGCUUGAUGUGCACAUCAGAAUUCACACUGGAGAAAGGCCUUACAAAUGUGACCAGUGUGAACAGGUCUUCAAUUAUAAGUCCAAUCUUACUGUGCACAGGAGAAUUCACACAGGAGAAAGUCCUCACAGAUGUGACCAUUGUGGAGAGAGCUUCACGCAAAAGUCCAGUCUUAGUUUGCACAAGAGGAUUCACACUGCAGAACACGCACACACCCGGAGCAGUGGACAGUUAUCACUGCAGCGCCCAGGGAGCAUUGGGGGACAAAUCAGGUCCUCCUGUUUUCCAUUUCUGCCUAAUCUGAAGGUUUGUUCUCUUUCUCCUCCUCUGAAAUUUGUACCCUGGUCUGCCAAGAGCUCAAAGGGUUUGCCGCGUCUGGCUAUGAAUCUCCGUAGGGCCAUCAAGAAGGAAUCUGUGUCCAUACUGUGUAAGGUCCGAAACAGUCUACACCCGUGGAAUAAAAUACUGGUUGAUGGAUCCUUAAUCUGGCCUGAGGAAGAUCUGCCAUUUUGGGAGGGGUUGUCCUGUGAAGGCACAUACCUCCAGGUAUCAGACUCCGUGAGCUCCUGUAUUUCAGCCACUCUGGUGCCUACAAACACUUUGAAUCGGCAAGAUUGUGACAGAAGCCAGUUAAGCACAGUUGUGGAAUCAGACCACAGAGAAUCGCAGCAGCGGCUUGUCUUCAGGCAGAAGGCGCACCUGAUGGAACAUACCACGAAUGUCGCUGCUAACUGCAAUGGAAUGUUCUCUGAAACUUUCUCCACAUCAGCAUACAGGCUGUCAAUGGGUCGCAGGCUAGUGAAGAGACAAUGCUGUGGGGAAAAUUUGGUUGUUAUAUCUUGUGCUGGACCCUGUAAUGUCCAUCCCAAGCGUGUUCUCACAGCAGCAGGGCCACCCGGUGGGCCUAGUCUGACUGGUUCUAUGGGUGUUAUGAGAUUCUCUUCUACAAUGAUGUCAAUACAGGGAGAAGCCCCGCCUACAACUGGUGACGAUCUGACUUAUCAUCACAGACGCAGCCCUGAGUCACAAGCACAGAGUCCAUCAUUUUUGUAUGUUCGCUGUAGCAGCUGGAGUCCUACAAUGUCUGCACUGAAGAGGAAUUACAAAUGUUGGCUUUUGGGAUGUACCAAUAAACAUCAGAGUCUCUAUAGACUGCCACAAUCUCAGCCACUGAGAGCAUCGUGGUUAGAUUUCAUUUUUUAUGGAAAUGUCCCAAAGAAAGUACCUAGAAACUUACACGUUUGCGCCAAUCAUUUUACACCAGACUGCUUUAAAAACGAGAGUCAGUUCAACGCUGGAUUUUCAACCAGCUUGAUUCUGAAUAAUGAGUCAAUACCAACGCUUCGUUCUCAAACCGUAAAAUCAGAACAAGAUGUAUCUGGUGUCUCUGUCUGUGGCUUCACUGAUAAACCACCAACAGAUCUUCUGGUUUCUGUCUGUAAUGGAGAAGAAAAGAAGACCGUAAAUCUGCCGGACUGUGGGAUGGAGCUGAAACAAGAAAUCACAGAAGAAGGAGAACAGACAGAUGAAGGGGAUUUGAUUUAUUCAGACCUGAUGAAGUUGGAAAGUUUUCAAUCAAAUAACCUAGAAGAGAAACCUCAUCAUUUUAAACCUGGAGAAAAAUCUUUGAGCUGCUUGAAGACUGAGAAGAUUUUGUCAGUUGAAGAUUCUUGUAUGUGCUCUCUGUGUAGGAAAAUGUUCAAUAGUCAGUCCGAACUUAAUGCACACAUGCAAAUUCACACUGGAGAAAAGUCUUACAGUUGUGAACAGUGUGGACAGAUGUUCACUCGUAAGUCCAGCCUUAAUGUUCACAGGAGAAUUCACACUGGAGAAAAGCCUUACCCAUGCGAUAAAUGUGAAAAGACCUUCACUUAUAAGUCCUACCUUACUGUGCACAAGAUGAUUCACACUGGAGAAAAGCCUUACAGUUGUGACCAGUGUGGACACACCUUCAGUUGUAAGUCAAGCCUUACUAAACACAAGAGAAUUCACACUGGAGAAAAGCCUUACAGUUGUGAUAAAUGUAAACAGACCUUCACUUAUAAUACAAGCCUUACUAAACACAAGAGAAUUCACGCUCGAGGAAAUCCUUACAGUUGUGACCAGUGUGGAAAGAGCUUCAUUUCUAAGUCCAGGCUUGAUACUCACAAAAUGAUUCACACUCGAGUAAAGUCUUACAGUUGUAACAAGUGUGAACAGACCUUCACUAAUUUGUUCCACCUUACCGCGCACAGAAAAAUUCACACUGGAGUAAAGCAUUACAGUUGUGACCAGUGUGGAAAGACCUUCGCUCAGAAGUCCCAUCUUACUGUGCACAUAAGAAUUCACACUGGAGAAAAGCCUUAUAGUUGUGACCAGUGUGGAGAGAGCUUCACUUAUAAGUCCACCUUUGAUGUACACAUGAGAAUUCACACUGGAGAAAAGCCUUACAGUUGUGACCAGUGUGGAGAGAGCUUCACUUUUAAGGCCAAUCUUACUGUGCACGGGAAAAUUCACACAGGAGAAAGUCCUUACAGAUGUGACCAUUGUGGAGCGAGCUUCAGUCAAAAGUCCAGCCUUAGUUUGCACAAGAGAGUUCAUACUGCAGAACACGCACAUACCCGGAGCAGUCAACAGCUAUCACUGCAGCGCCCAGGGAGCAUUGGGGGACAAGGGCCUUGAUCAAAGCCUCGAACCAACAACUCUCUGGUUACAAGCCAAGCGCUCUAACCAUUAGGCCACAACUGCCUCCUACACCAGUCUUCACAGUGGCACCAAGUGGUCGCUUGCAUGCUGACAAUAGGUGUGCUUGAGUUCAUGCGGUGCUGCACAGACCGAUCAGCGAGGUUUGCAGUUUGCAAUCAAGGGAGGAGUUGAAGACGGUGCCAUCAGGUCUGACACCUGCUGCUUGCCGUAGUGACGUGUGCGCCAUAUUUCUUGGGCAGUUUGGCUUCUGCCCAGAUAAAACUCACCUGACCAAGUUAAUCACAAUCUAUAGGCAUGGGUUUGUUCGACUUUAUGCGGCAGUGGACAGACCGAUCAGCGUUUAAUUUCAAAGUACAGUGAUCAAUUUGAAAGUAUACAAUGCAGUCUGCGCUCAGACCUAGAGCUAAACACUGCAGGAAAGUGGACCUCGCGGGCUGGAGUUGAGAACCUUAGACCUACAUAUUGUUUUUGUCAAACAAGGAAGUGUGGGAAGGUCCUCCUGGGUGAAGUCUUCAUAGUUGUAACAGCAAUGUAAAGAUCUAAUGUUUAGCUUAUUUUUGAAACAAAAGAAAGUAGGAAUGUCGAUCUAAAUUGAGGUUUUCUUGAAAAGAACAUUAAUCACUUGGCAACUCUGAAGGAUUGGGGUGAUUUCGAAUGUUUACAAUUUUUAUGCCCCUCCCACACUACACCGUUCGAGCUCGUCCUUGUCAGUCCAUGUGCACGAGUAUUUUUGUCAACGCAUCCUUAGCAAGCAGACUUAGAUUACUUGUAUAACACCCAGAAAUACAAUCAAUGGUUGAUAAAGCACAAUUACCUGUCGACAAGAAAUGUGGCAAGCUCUGCAUCCAGCUUGAACCCUUUAAAAUCUCGUAGAUUCCUCCACAUUUCAAAUGCCGGUCUGAUAUUAAUCCUAGUUUUAUUACAGGCACGGUCACUUUCUAUCUUUGUUUCCUUUUUUUAUUGGUUGUUUUCGUAGCUCUGGGUUGUUAAAGGACAAGUUCGGUAUUUUACACUUAAAGCCCUGUUUUUAGAUUGUUUAUGAUGAAAUAGAACGGUUUUGACUGAAAUUUGGACACAUGAUGCUGGCCGGAGAAUUUUCGGUAUCUGUUGUAUCACCCCCCCAACUCUACAAUGGCUGUAUAGGUGCACUGGAACAAUUCUUCCUAAUAUGCAUUAAACUUUAGUUUACAAAGACGUGAAAGGGGUCAGGGGUGUUCACUGAUAUGCUCCCACAAAAAUUGCUGCAAAAGAUGCAGGUGUUUUACCAUUCAUUGUAAACUUGUGGACCUAUUUUUCCAAACGCCUCACACCCCUACAUUCUUCCGUUGAGAGCUUGAAUAAUAGCCACUCCAGCCCAGUUGGUGGCGAUAAUCCACCUUUGCAAAUUGCAAGAAUACAAACAACUCCAUUUCCGUUUCCGGUGGCGGAGUAAUAGCGUACCUCACAGCACAUCUAAUACAAGUCAAUGGAGUUGGACAAAACUACGAUAAAACCUGUUGGAAUGCAUCUUUUGCAGAGAUUUUUGUGUGAGCAUAUCAGUGAACACCCCUGACCACUCAGUAAGUUUCACGUCUUUGUAAAUGAAAGUUUAAUGUAUUCUAGGAAGGAUUUUUCCAGGGCACCUAUGCAGCCAUUGUAGAGGUGGGGGUUGAUACAACAAAAACCCGGAAAAUACCGAACAUCUCUCCGCCAUCACGCUGCGUUCAAUCCAACACACCUGUGAACUUCAAGCAGAUGCAUGCGAUAUUGUAGGAGGGUGGGGGGUGGAUUUGUGGCGCGUGCAGGAACUGUGAUUGACAGUUAGAUUUUACACAGCCCUCACUGAUUGGACCAGGUGAACCGGCAUGCGCUGAUUGGACCAGAUGAACCAGUUUUUGCAAACCAAAUAACUGGCUCUAGGUGGAGGUAGAAGCGUGUUUUUUCUUUCUUAACAGUCUAAUUUAUGUUGUUCUAUCGGAGCAUAGUGUCAGUUUUGGUAAAUAUGAUCAAAAAUAUCUUGCCGGCCGCAGCUUUAAGAGUGACGACUCAACGAUCUUCCUUCUGCUAAAAACAUCUGUUUUGACAAGAAGUCAAGUCUUUAUCAAGUAUUAUAACUGUCUUAAGUAAAUGUUUGAUUAACUGUUGGGGAAAAUAUCUGAUGUGUAACUUUUAUAUUAGAUCUUUUUAUUAAAGUAGAUCUUAAAACUCUGUGUUUCAAUGUCAAUCAAACA